AUGACUCUUGCAGCUUAUAAAGAGAAGAUGAAAGAGCUCCCCCUAGUGUCCCUCUUCUGUUCCUGCUUCCUAGCUGACCCCUUGAAUAAAUCUUCCUACAAAUAUGAUGGUUGGUAUGGAAGAAAGAAAAAAAGAAGAGGAAGAGGAAGGGGAAGGGGAAGAGAAAGAGGGAGGGAGAGAAAGAGGAAAGCAGACACUGUGGCUCUGAACUGGUGUGUCAUUUCUGACAUGGAAGUCAUUGAACUGAAUAAGUGUACCUCUGGCCAGUCCUUUGAGGUCAUCCUGAAGCCACCCUCCUUUGAUGGGGUGCCUGAGUUCAAUGCCUCUCUGCCCCGGAGGCGAGACCCAUCCUUGGAGGAGAUCCAGAAGAAGUUAGAAGCUGCAGAAGAGCGGCGGAAGUACCAGGAAGCCGAGCUCCUGAAACACUUAGCUGAAAAGCGAGAACACGAGCGGGAGGUGAUCCAGAAAGCCAUUGAGGAAAAUAAUAAUUUCAUCAAGAUGGCGAAGGAGAAACUGACACAGAAAAUGGAAUCCAAUAAGGAGAACCGGGAAGCCCAUCUUGCUGCCAUGUUGGAACGUCUGCAAGAGAAGGACAAACAUGCCGAAGAGGUUCGGAAAAACAAGGAGCUCAAGGAAGAGGCCUCCAGGUAA
Molecule: messenger RNA, 651 nt
Organism: Gracilinanus agilis (Agile Gracile Mouse Opossum)
Lineage: Eukaryota; Metazoa; Chordata; Mammalia; Didelphimorphia; Didelphidae
Gene: STMN4
Product: stathmin 4
Exons: 7
Coding region: 1-651 (216 amino acids)
Biological process (GO): regulation of microtubule polymerization or depolymerization; microtubule depolymerization; neuron projection development
Cellular component (GO): cytoplasm; neuron projection
Molecular function (GO): tubulin binding
Source: RefSeq, a predicted model, not a curated record